Molecule: messenger RNA, 2082 nt
Organism: Drosophila albomicans
Lineage: Eukaryota; Metazoa; Arthropoda; Insecta; Diptera; Drosophilidae
Gene: Rlip
Product: ralA-binding protein 1
Exons: 4
Coding region: 83-1987 (634 amino acids)
Biological process (GO): small GTPase-mediated signal transduction
Molecular function (GO): GTPase activator activity; small GTPase binding
Source: RefSeq, a predicted model, not a curated record
UUUGCUUUGUUUAUUGAUUGUUGGGCGUGUAAACACAUUGAUUAGAAUUAUUUAUUUAUUGUAACAAGCUGCCGCGAACAGUAUGGAUUUCGAUAGUCCAGAAGAAAAGGAAUUUCCCGGUCUAUACGCAUCCGAAGCAGUCGACGCCAAGUCCAAAAAGAGCAAGGAGGAAAGUGAUUAUAGCGAAGGCGAUCACGAGAAACACAGCAAGAAGGAUCUCAUUGGACGACGAAAGGACAAGAAGGAGAAAGGCAAAGAUCGCGGCUAUGCGGCGCUAGAAGGUGAAAGUUCACCCGAAGAGGAGCUUGACACCAAAAGUCCCUCCAAGUCAAAGAAGUCCAAGACUUUCAAAUUCACCAGCUCUAAAAGCAAAGAGAAACGUGAAAAGUCACGUGACAAGGAAAAGGAACCAAAAGCAACCGAGGAUGAGCCGGUCCAGAAAGUAAAAGACAAGGAUAAGGAUAAAGACAAAGAUAAGGAGAGACAGCACGAAGAGAAAGAGCACAAAAAGAAGGACAAGGAGCGUAAGGAGAAGGACAAAAAGGAUAAGUCCGACAAGAAAGACAAAAAGGACAAGAAGAGCAAGCAAACACAACUCGAGGAUGCCGCUGGUGUCGAAGAAGUUCUUGCCUUGGGGUAUCCUAUCUUCGGUGUCUCCGUCAGCUUGGCCACCGAACGCUCACGCUGUCACGAUGGCAUCGAUCUGCCGCUUGUGGUGCGUGACUGCAUCGAUUUUCUGCAACAGAAGCAAUCGUUGAAGUGUGAGCAAAUCUACAAAGUAGAGCCCAUCAAGACGCGUCUGCUGCACUACAAACGUCUGUACAAUAAUCGCGAGCACGAUGCCACUGUGGAUGAACUCAACAUACCCACCGCCUGCAGUCUGCUGAAGUUGUUCUUCCGUGAACUGCCAGAGCCAGUAUUGACCACCGAUCUGGUGGCUCGCUUCGAGGAGGUUGCUUCGCAUCCUAAAGUCACGGAGCAGCAGGCAGAGCUGCAGCAACUGCUGGAGCAACUGCCAAAAUGCAAUCGCACGCUCUUAGCCUGGAUGAUGCUGCACUUUGAUGCGGUAAUACAGCAGGAGCGUUACAACAAGCUAAAUGCGCAAUCGUUGGCCAUGUUGCUCAGUCCGACACUGCAGAUGUCGCAUCGCUUAAUGGUGGCUCUCUUGUGCCACUGUACGAAUCUCUUUCCAGACGUCAAGCUGAUAAAAUAUGUACCUCCAUUGACAUCCACCAGUCCUGGGUUGCCGGACAAGCCCGAGGACAUUCAGUUGGAGCUGCGCAAGCAAGACAGUCUUCUCUCUCAAAUCCACAGCGAAAUGAAUGCGGGUUUCAUUAGCAAGAAGCGCGAGGAACAGCUAUGGGAGGUACAACGCAUCAUCACACAGUUAAAACGUAAACUGCGAAGCUGCGAAAAGAAACAGGAAAGGUCCAUUGAUGAACUGGAUAGCAGCACCUCGGCACAAACGCCCGCUCAACCUGCACCCCCACCACAAAUAGACACUGUUAGCGAGGAUACCACCGACUCCAAGCCAGCACCGCCAACGCACAUUACGCCCGCCGAAGAGCAGCUCGAGGAGCCUAGCUUCUCGGAAUCGUCAGAGAUUGACUAUACAAUCGACAAGCAGACAGGUUAUUUGCUGCUGCCCAAGACAAGUGCACAACGGGAUGAGCUGCUGCGACUGCAAAUCGAAUACGAUGAGUUAAUGAAUUGGCAAAACGAGCUCAAAACUCGAAUUUUAGCAGAACGCAACGAGGUCUUUCGCUUGAAACAGUUGUGUGAGCAGGAAAUGCUUAAGCCAUCAGUUGUAGGGGCCACAAGUCAGGAGCAGAUGCCAGGUGAUGGCGACUAUGAACGUAUCAUUGAGCAUUAUACGCGAGAGAAUGCGCUGCUCGAGCAUAAAAAGCAAAUGCUUGGCAUGGAGCUAAAAGAGGAGCGACGUGCCUGCAUUGCACUACAGGUUGAGCUACGUAUGCAACAGUUUUAAUUUAUGCACUUUUCUCUAUAUUAUAGUUAUCUCUGUCUGUAUGUCAAACGAACAAAAUGAGUAAGAAUUCCAAAUAUAUAAGAUAUAAAGCUUCA